Messenger RNA from Homalodisca vitripennis (glassy-winged sharpshooter), 3704 nucleotides. RefSeq lists its product as uncharacterized. Bases 31 to 3609 code for a protein of 1192 amino acids. NCBI's taxonomy places the organism in Eukaryota, Metazoa, Arthropoda, Insecta, Hemiptera, Cicadellidae. The transcript is spliced from 6 exons. The record is from RefSeq and is a predicted model, not a curated record.
UGGGCUACCAUCUAUAUAUCGACAGUCGAAAUGCGGCGGGUGGUCACAGAUAUGAGAGUUUUGGCGGUCUGUCUGGCGGUGUCCUUCGCCGUGCUUCUGGCAUUGCCAGAAAGCUCAGGUGCUCCAGCUUGUGGCUGUGGAAAAAAAGUUGGCGUACGUGGAAGACUCAGAGGUGGUGUGAGGGUGAGAUGGGUGAACUUAGGAAGUCUGGUCGGAAGGCCUACCAGAAACUAUGGUGAGACGGACAUUAAUUUCUACUUGAGGAUCUUCAAAUUCGGUCGCAGUCGACGAGCCUUCUACAGCAAAGUCUUCCAACCGUUCAAGGAUGAGGACGAAUCAGAUUACGUGAAAAGAAUCAAUUUUAUCUUCACUCGUGUCUAUCCCAAGCUGGACUGCAGGUAUAACCGGAAGUAUGCUGCCUACUUGGAUAAGUACUACACUGCCUUGUACGCGCGUCGCGAGGAUGAGUCCGAUGAGGAAUGGUUCACUCGUGUGCUUACAAGGACCAAUGAGGACGAUGAUGAAUAUUUGGCCAAGGUUGAGAACCUCAAACAGUUCUUCACUGAUGUUGACUGGAAAAAGGUCCAAAUUGAUGUUAAGUCAAAGACAGGUUUCAUCUUUCUUUCUUCCGAUUCCAGUGGCUCAUCCUCUAGAUCUGUUGAAGACGAUUCAGACAGCUGUGAUACUAUAACAGAAGAUGAGAUCAAGAAAUACUUUGCUAAACUUGAAACUGAAGAUACUAACACAUAUUACAACAGGAUCAUCUCAAGGCUCUCCCUUAGAAGGAGAUACCUCAAGAAUUAUGUUUUAUCAUUGACUACUCUCCGAAGAUACUAUCCAGGUCUUGCUAUAUGGUAUAGCCCCAGGUACAUCAAUAUUCUUAGAGACUAUUACAGCAACCUAUACUCUAGACUUUCAGGUGAGUCUGAUGAACAGUACUAUCAGCGUAUUGUUACAAAAGAGAACUACGAAACAGAUGAACAAUGCGCCCAGAGAAUUGAAAUCGUUCGGGAAUUGAUGCCCAAUCUUUCUUUGUGGUAUAAUACUAAAUACUUUGGACUAGUCAGGCAAGCAUAUCGGCUCCUAUACAGAAAACUGUCAACAGAGGAUGAAACUACUUACUUCAAGAGACUUAUCGCAAGAACCUCUGAUGAGACAGAUCUUGUCUACGUGAACAGGCUUGGACUCAUCAAGCAGACUUGCAUCUCUCUGCCUUUAUGGUACAGCAAGCAAUAUUUGGACUUGACCAGGAACUUUUAUAUAACUCGAUACACUAAAGGAUCUUCUGAAUCAGACGAAUCAUUGUUCCAGCGAAUUAUUACCAAGGAACCUGGUGAGACAGACGAGCAAUGUUAUCAGAGAGUUGGUUUGGUACGUCAACUCUUCCCUAAUUUGGCGUUAUGGUACAGUACCAAGUAUUUCAGCCUCACAAAGAACUUCUAUCAAACUCUGUAUCAAAAGUUGGACAGUGAAGAUGACACCACUUACUUUAAGAGGAUUACACUUAGGCUUUCCGACGAAAGUGAUACUGUCUACAUUAACAGACUCUGCCUUGUCAAGAGAACAUUUGCCCAUUUGCCUCUUUGGUACAGUACACAAUAUCUGGAUCUUAUUAGAAAUUACUAUGUCACUUUAUAUACCAAAUCAUCUUCUGAAUCAGACGAGUCUCUGUUUAAGCGUAUUGUUACAAAAGAGGACGAAGAAAGUGAUGAAGAGUGUGUCAAAAGAGUCAGCUUGGUUCGCCAGUUAUUCCCUAAUCUUUCUCUAUGGUAUGACACUAAAUAUUAUAAUCUCACAAAGAGAUUCUACUACGAUCUGUACCAAAAGUCAACAAGUGAAGAUGAAAUCUCUUACUUCCAACGGAUUACAAAGCGUCUUACCGAAGAAAGUAAUUCAGUCUACAUAAAAAGGAUUUCCCUGAUCAAAAAGACAUUGAUCAAUUUGCCUCUAUGGUACAGCACACAAUACCUUGACAUUGUAAAGAAUUAUUACAGUGCCUUGUACACUAGAUCAUCUUCUGAGAGUGAAGAAUCCUUCUUCAAGCGGAUCGUAACAAAGGAAGAUGAUGAGAGUGAUGAACAAUGUAAGCAAAGAAUAAGCAUUAUAAGGCAGUUGUACCCAAAUCUUGCUUUGUGGUAUGACGCAAAGUACUACAGUCUUACCAAGAGUUUCUACCAGUCCUUGUACCAAAAAUUGAGCAAUGAGGAUGAAACAACAUAUUUCAAGAGAAUUACUACUAAACUUUCUGAUGAAUCUGAUGUAGUGUUUAUCAACCGGCUCUCUCUGAUUAAGAAGACUUAUAGCGGUCUUUCGUUGUGGUACAGCAAGGAUUAUUUGGAUAUUGUUAAGCAAUACUAUAUUGCUAAAUAUACUAAAGGUUCUUCAGAAACAGAAGAAUCACAGUACUAUCGUAUUGUGACCAAGGAAGUAGAAGAAUCUGACGAACAAUGUGCACAAAGAGUUCAAGUCAUACAAUCAGUGUUCCCCAAUCUAUCUUUGUGGUAUGAUGAAAAAUACUAUGAUUUGGUUAAGAAGUUCUACCCGAUUUGGUUUAAAAAAUUGUCAUCUGAGGAUGAUACCGCGUACUUUAAAAGGAUUACUACAAAGUCCACUGAGGAAACAGAUGAAGUCUACGUCAACAGACUGGCCUGCAUCAAGCGCUCAUUCAGCGGUUUGAAUUUAUGGUACAGCAAACAGUUCUUGGAUGUGACAAGGAGCUAUUACAUCGCUAGGUAUACAAAGGCAUCAACUGAAACUGAGGAAUCACUCUACCAACGAAUUGUGACCAAGGAAUCUGGGGAAAACGAUAACCAGUGGGUCAAGAGAGUCGAGCUUGUUCAUCAACUGUAUCCUAACUUGGCUUUGUGGUCUGAUGUUAAGCAUUAUGAAUUGAUCAAAACAGUAUAUCAGAGUAUCUACAAAAAGUCAACAUCUGAAGAUGAGGUCACUUAUUUCAAGAGGAUCACCACUCGAUGUGCCCACGAAACCGAUGCCGUCUACCUUGGCAGGAUGACCCUCAUUGAAAACACCUUCAGCAGCCUUUCGUUAUGGUCAAGCGUUGAGAACCUGAGCAUCAUCAAGUCAUUCUAUUCCUUGAAGUAUGCUAAGCAGGCAGGAGAAACCGAUGAAGCCUACUUUACUCGCCUGGUGGCCAAGGAAACAUGUGAUGUCUCAGACGAAGUUUACGUCAAGAGGCUGUAUCUAGUACAACUACUAACCUCUUCUAGCACCCUGUGGUAUGAUGCCCAGUACUAUGAAAAGUACACCAAGACCUUCUACUCUCUGUACUACAGCAAGCUGCAGAGUGAGAGCUGCGAUGGAUGGCUGUCUCGAGCCAUCACUCUGCUACCAGGAGAGACCAACGAGAACGCCAUCAAGAGAGUCAUUCUGAUCAAACGGGCUUCUGGAAACUGUGGUUGCUGGACUCUGGACGCCCUAAGCAAAGUCGAGGCUUCUAAAUCAUUCUCUGCCGAGUACAUCUCAUUGAUAAGGAGCACUUUCUUCGCUGCUUCCUACAGCAGAACUGCCUCUUCUUCUUCGUCAUCUUCUAAGUCUGCAACAUCUGAGGCGAAUGAGGAUGUUGUAGUUGUCCAGCGAGGAGUGUGUUAAGAUUCAGAACUCCUGAGCCCCUUUGGAGGUCGAAAUGUACAAAUGCUAUACAGAAAUUUUGUUUGGGAAUUCUCCUAAUUAAAUUAAAACAAAAA